Messenger RNA from Arachis ipaensis, 1233 nucleotides. Its product is annotated as putative F-box protein At4g17565. NCBI's taxonomy places the organism in Eukaryota, Viridiplantae, Streptophyta, Magnoliopsida, Fabales, Fabaceae. The record is from RefSeq and is a predicted model, not a curated record.
AUGGACGAGAUUAAUCGAUGGGCAGACAUUAAUGAAGAUUUGUUUAAAGAAAUUUCAAAACGAUUCCAUGCCUACGAUGAUUACAUCCGGCUUCGAUUGGUUUGCAAAGAGUGGAGCUUGAAACUUGCAAAGAUUCCCAAUGGAAACAAAAUUCCGUGGUUAUUGUUACCUGACGAAACUGUCAAGAAUCAUUCCUACGAAGACGAGGAGAUUUAUCAUCUCAUGCAAUUAGCUGCUGCAGAUGAUGAAACUCUUGAUACUUGCGUCCUUGAAGAGAAACAUAUUUACCAUAUCAUGCUGCCAGAGAUGCAGUCCUACAACAAGUUCAUCCGCGGUUCUGGUCAUGGUUGGGUGAUUGUCCAAUCCAUAUCUGAUGGCACUAUACAAAUGUUAAAUCCAUUUACAAAUCGUAGUUUGGAUCUUCCUCCAGUCUCAACUUUACCCACUAUAAUUGAUUACCAGCCUGAUAAUCAUGGGGAUGAAUACACAAUGUGGGAUUUUCGUGACAUUAGGAUCACCCUGGAUAGAGAUAGAACACAUAGAUUCCAAGUUUUUAAGGUUAUUAUAAACUCAUCUCCUGAGCAUGACAUUGAAAAUUUUAUGGCGGUGGUGAUAUUCGGACCUAACCAGAGAUUGGCCUUUUACAAGCCUGGCAAUAUGAGAUGGGUAGAAUUUCCAACCAGAGAUAAGAGGUUUGAGGACGUAAUAUUUUUCCAAGAAAAGAUAUAUGCCAUAAACAAUGACGGGCAGCUAUAUGAAUUUGAUACAAAGAUAAGAGCAGGGCUUAAGGGAGGAAUCCAUGAAACCAGACCUCCAUCCGAAAUUCCCAUAGGCCCUCACGAGCCUAAAUGUCUUAUUGGGUGCGCCAAUGGAAGCUUAUUGAUGUUGGUAAGAUAUCUUCGCCAUCCCUUCUUGAGGACAAUACGCAGGGAUUUUGAAACUUACAAAUUUGAUAUCUAUGAGUUAAAAAGAAACAGAAAAGAGUGGUCAACAUUAGAUAAUUUAGGUAACUAUAUACUAGUGAUUGGCUUUAAUUCUUCUGUUCAAAUUCCUGUGCCUUUUCUAAGCAAAGGAAAUCAGAUUUGGUUUACAGAUAACCAAACAGCGAUGCAAUCAUCAUUUUACGAUCCUGUUCCUCAAGAUAUCGGCAUCUUCGACUUGGACCAUGGAAAUUUCCAGAGAGUAUUGUUAGAAGUGAAGUUCUUUUGUCCUCCUGUUUGGUUGUUACCCUAA